UCAUACCUAUUGGUUUUGUGGCAUUGAGUAAGAUAGCAACUACCCGCGGGGAACUCGUCGGAAUAACACCUCCGGCGAAGUCUCGCUAACCCUAACCUGCAAAGGCUCGCAGGUGGUUCCAAUGCCGGUGGCGAUGGCCGGCGUCUCAAGCGGCGGAGGCGGCCGAGUCCUUGAUUGCCGCAGCUUCUGGAAGGCCGGCGCGUCCGAGGCCCCCGCCGCCCCAACCCACGACUUGCAAGUUGCCCUGGAGACGGGGGACUUCGACCGCGCUCGCGUGCACCCUAAGUUCCUCCACACCAACGCGACCUCCCACAAGUGGGCUUUCGGAGCUAUAGCCGAACUUCUUGACAAUGCGGUGGAUGAGAUAAGCAAUGGUGCCACAUUCAUAAAAGUGGAUAAAAUCAUCAAUUUGAAAGACAAUAGCCCAAUGCUACUUUUCCAAGAUGAUGGAGGAGGUAUGGAUCCUGAAGGUGUUCGUCGAUGCAUGAGUUUAGGAUUCUCAACCAAGAAAUCUAAAACCACUAUUGGCCAGUAUGGAAAUGGCUUCAAGACGAGCACAAUGAGACUCGGUGCAGAUGCAAUUGUUUUUACUCGUGCAAUCCGUGGAAGUAAUGUUACAUUGAGUAUAGGUUUGCUCUCCUACACUUUUUUGAGGAGAACAAUGAAAGAUGACAUAGUUGUCCCAAUGCUCGAUUUUAAGAUCCAAGAUGGGGAGGUUGUACCUUUGGUGUAUGGUUCACAGGGUGAUUGGGAUAGUAGCCUGAAGAUAAUACUUGAUUGGUCCCCUUUUUGUUCAAAGGAAGAACUUCUUCAGCAGUUUCAGGAUGUUGGUAGCCAUGGAACUAAAGUGGCAGUGUACAAUUUGUGGAUGAAUGAUGAUGGCCUUUUGGAACUUGACUUCGAAGAUGAUGAUGAGGACAUAUUGCUUAGAGAUCAAGGUAGUGCAAGUGGGGGAAUCACAAAGGGUCAGAAAGAAAUUGUUCAGCAACAUAUAUCCCACAGACUCAGAUUUUCAUUGCGAGCUUAUACCUCUAUCCUUUACCUCAAGAAGUUUGAUAAUUUCCAAAUUAUAUUGAGGGGAAAACCUGUUGAACAUAUAUGCAUCACUGAUGAAUUAAAGUUUAAGAAAGUUGUCACUUACAAACCUCAAGUUACACAUGAUUCCCAAGUGGUCUCAGUGAGAGUUGAUGUUGGCUUUGCAAAGGAGGCUCCUAUUUUGGGCAUUUUUGGGAUGAAUGUCUACCACAAAAAUCGUCUUAUAAUGCCCUUCUGGAAGGUCCUUCAGGAAGGAUCUAGCAGAGGGAGAAGUGUAGUCGGUGUACUUGAGGCAAAUUUUAUUGAGCCAGCACACGACAAACAAGAUUUUGAGAGGACUCCAUUAUUUUUACGGCUAGAAACAAAACUUAGACAAAUUAUUGUUGAUUUCUGGAAAGAAAAGUGUCAUUUGAUUGGUUACCAGCCAACUGAUCCACAUUUAAGGUCCCAGUAUAAGGCCACCCUAAAAGAUUCAGGUGGUUCUGCAUCCCAGGUUCACCAUAAAACUUCCAGUGUCCGGAUGACUGGAGGGUUUUCGUCAAAUUUGCUCCCAGAGACAUAUGAUGACGUAGCAGCUGUUGGAUUGCCAAAUAAUGGUUCUCAUUUGCAGUCGUCUGGUCAAGCGCAAGAAAACAAUAUGGACUCAGAAGGCUUGGAUGAGGAUCUGGUAGAGAUUGGCUCCUCCGGUGUAUUUGAUCCCAAUUUUACUGAGAAGCUGAGUGAAGAAAACAUUGCUCUCUUUUCAAGGCGUGAAGAGCUUCAACAACGAGAUACACAGUUGAAGCAGACGAUUGAGGACCUGGAGCAUGAACUGGAGGAAACAAAAAGGAAGUGCAGCCAGCUUGCUGCUGAGCUGAAGGUACGGAAGAAUCAGCAGCAUCUCCCUUACAGGUGAAGCUAACUAGUAGGUCGAUAUCAGUGUGCACCGGCUGCCAAUGCUUUAAGAUGUUGGAAGUAUACAAGGAAAUUUGCUGUCAGGAACUUAAUGAAAUCUCCAUCUUGUUGGCACUCUUUUGGGUGGUUGGUUUGUUAAACAAAUCAUCUUUGCUUUAUGGCAGGUCUAGUCCCAAAACGGUAUUGUUGUAAGAUGUAGAUUGCAAUUUGAACUUUCAAAAAUUUCAAUAUCUGAUCAAUGGGUCUUGAUUUUGGCGCCAAAUAGAUUCGUAUGGUAGCUGUAUUGAGAGGGAGGUUUAGGGGUGGGAACCAAUCAGUUUGUUUUUUCCUAGUUAGUUCUGAUUUCUCGACUUAAAGAAUAUAAUGAGUUUACUGCAUCAUCAGUUCUUUGUAAUUAUCUUGCAAGUAUAAACAGGAAUUCGGUUGUCACUCGAGAAAUAUGGAAUUAUGGGCCGAUAUGUCCUUGUAUUGAUUCA
Setaria italica (foxtail millet) is the source of this 2405-nucleotide messenger RNA. Its product is annotated as protein MICRORCHIDIA 1. The record is from RefSeq and is a predicted model, not a curated record. NCBI's taxonomy places the organism in Eukaryota, Viridiplantae, Streptophyta, Magnoliopsida, Poales, Poaceae. The transcript has 20 exons. Gene Ontology annotation, cellular component: nucleus. The coding region runs from base 122 to 1930 and encodes 602 amino acids. Gene Ontology annotation, molecular function: ATP hydrolysis activity.